AUGUCGAAACCCCAGGAUCGCCACCAUAACCACGCCAACGGCCACCACCACGAAAUCCCCAAACCCCAUCUGACCACAAUGGGCGGCCACCUCGUCGCCGCCUCGGGCGAGUUCGUCGGCACCUUUUUCUUCCUGUACUUUGCGUAUGCCGGCAACAUCAUGGUGAUCAAGCAGGGGACCGAGUCAGCCGGGGACGGUACACUCAGCAGUCAGGGCGUUGUAUUCAUUGCCCUCUCGUACGGCCUUUCCCUCCUCGUCAAUGUCUGGACGUUCUACCGCAUCAGUGGUGGUCUCUUCAAUCCUGCGGUGACACUCGGCCUUUCUCUCGGCGGCCAAUUGCCGUGGAUGCGGUCCGCGUUCCUGGUGCCGGCCCAGAUACUGGCGUCGAUGUGCGCCGGUGGGCUGGUCGAAGCCAUGUUCCCAGGCCAAGUCCAUCAAGCAAACUCGCUGCUUGGGAUUGAGACGUCUGUCGCUCAGGGUCUGUUCCUCGAAAUGUUCUUCACCGCGCAACUCGUCAUUGUGGUAUUCAUGCUGGCCGCUGAGAAGUCUCGUGAUACCUUCCUCGCGCCCAUUGGUAUCGGACUGGCUUUGUUCAUGAUCUUGAUUCCAGGUGUCUGGGUCACUGGUGGGUCACUCAAUCCCGCCCGUAGCUUCGGAUGUGCCGUGGCAGGCAGGACGUUUCCCAAUUACCACUGGAUCUACUGGCUCGGGCCAUGCAUGGGAGCCGCUCUCGCGGCUGCGUACUAUCGGUUCGUCAAAUGGGCUCACUACGAGGAAGCCAACCCUGGUCAAGAUCUACCGGCAGACCCGAAAGAUCUGGCGGCGGCUCACCCGGCAACCCACGGGCUACCUCACAGCUUGAUCCCUCAUCGACAUGAGGUUUAG
Molecule: messenger RNA, 885 nt
Organism: Colletotrichum orchidophilum
Lineage: Eukaryota; Fungi; Ascomycota; Sordariomycetes; Glomerellales; Glomerellaceae
Product: aquaporin rerated protein, other eukaryote
Exons: 3
Coding region: 1-885 (294 amino acids)
Biological process (GO): transmembrane transport
Cellular component (GO): plasma membrane
Molecular function (GO): water channel activity
Source: RefSeq, a predicted model, not a curated record